Molecule: messenger RNA, 1147 nt
Organism: Oncorhynchus kisutch (coho salmon)
Lineage: Eukaryota; Metazoa; Chordata; Actinopteri; Salmoniformes; Salmonidae
Product: mitochondrial fission 1 protein
Exons: 5
Coding region: 267-803 (178 amino acids)
Biological process (GO): mitochondrial fission; mitochondrial fragmentation involved in apoptotic process; autophagy of mitochondrion
Cellular component (GO): peroxisomal membrane; mitochondrial outer membrane
Molecular function (GO): protein binding
Source: RefSeq, a predicted model, not a curated record
CAGAAACCGUUUACUCCAAACAACUCUAUUUUAUUAUUAAACUGAAGUUGUUGUUCAGUCCUGUCUCUCCUAAAAAAAUAAGCAACUGGAAGAAGUUGGAAGGAACCCUGCGGACUUCACAUGGAAGAAUCUAUCAUUUAUGCGCCGCUUGUGCCAAAAACUUCGGACUAUUCAGAUUGGAAAAGCAACGUGUGGAAACCAUACACAUAAAAUGACUAGCUAUAAACUUCCUUUUAAGAACCCACUUUGAAGAGCGUUUUGAGUAAAUGGUUUAUUUUGCUAAACUUUUGCAACAGAAUUGGCGUAAUGAAUACACCCUUGUUACUUCAUCCGGAAACAUGGAGGCUGUCGUCUGUGAUGUUAUUUCACCAGAGGAUCUCUUGAAAUUUGAGAAGAAGUAUUCUACGGAGUUGGCUAAAGGGGAUUUGACCAAAGACACAAAGUUUGAGUAUGCCUGGUGUCUGAUCAGGAGCAAUUUCCCGGAUGACAUCAAUAAGGGCAUCGUUCUGCUGGAGCUGGUUCACAAGGGGACCAAGGAUGACCAGAGGGACUACUUGUUUUACCUGGCUAUUGGAAACUACAAACUGAAGGAGUAUGAGAGGGGCCUGAAAAGCAUCCGGAUCCUCCUGAAGAAUGAACCAGGGAACACGCAAGCUCUGGAUCUGGAGAAGCUCAUAGUGAAGGCCAUGAGGAAAGAUGGUUUGGUCGGCAUGGCGAUAGUUGGAGGGAUAGUUGGAGGAGUCGGCCUUGGCGUCGCUGGAUUGGCUGCACUCAUUGGGAUGGCUGCAUCAAAGAAGCUCUAAACUAUUUGGACAACCCUACCGCCAAACCCCUCCAGAUACCCAGAAUGCCUCAAUAUAACACUGGCUGAAUUGAGUAUAACACUCUCCUACCUACCCAUCUUUUAUUUCAAUAAAUAUAACAAUUUCCAAACAAAUUAAAAGUGAAACUAUAUUUUGUAAAAGGUAACAUUAAAGUAAAAUGUUGGGACACAACUGUUUUUGUUACUGUACUGAAAGAAUGUUAUCUUAACACUAUAUUAAUGAACAGAAGUUUAGCAAAUUUAUUGAUUACUAUUUGAGUUAUUGUAAGACAAGCCACCAUUGCUCUAUGCUGAAAUCUAAUAAAUUCAGAUUAAACCAUUUUA